This is a messenger RNA of Lagopus muta (rock ptarmigan), 1776 nucleotides long. RefSeq names its product protein MANBAL-like. NCBI's taxonomy places the organism in Eukaryota, Metazoa, Chordata, Aves, Galliformes, Phasianidae. The coding region runs from base 42 to 299 and encodes 85 amino acids. The record is from RefSeq and is a predicted model, not a curated record. The transcript has 2 exons. Gene Ontology annotation, cellular component: membrane.
CAGCCUCCUGGAGAGCAGCAGAGCAGCAGGCUGUCUGCGCUAUGGCCGCUGAACUGCAUUUCUCGCCCCGUGAGAUCCCUGAGCCCACGCUGAUGGAGAACGUGCUGCACUCCGGCCUCUUCUUUGGAGCUGUUUUCCAGCUUGUGUGCGUGCUGGCCAUAACCCUGCCAGUUCCCAAGUGCCCAGAGACAGACUGGGACGGCUUGGAGUCUAAGACUUGGGAGACGGUGAAGAAACCAAAGGCAAGUGCUGCACAGCUAAGCAAGAAAGCCAAGAAGGAAAGCAAAAAGAAACGGUGAGGGCUUGAGCGCUAAGCCUCAAAGGCCAAAGGAAGCAGCGGGAAUGCUUGCUGAGAGGUGCUCCAAAGGCAGCGCACUGUACGUCUGGUUUUGUGGCGUGGCCGUGCUUUCCCUUGCCCGGACAUUGGAGAGGAACUGAGGAAGCUGGAAGGGCUUCUGAUGCGUGACAAACAAAUCGGACUUUGCCUGUGCGGGAUUUCAUGUGUGGCAAGAGCUGGGGACGCUGCAUUCCUUCAGGGUCCUUCAGCUCGAUAGCUGUUUCAGAAUGUUGAUGAUGAGGUGAACUUACCGCAUGUGGUUGGUCAUGAGCGGUAUCCAGGCUAUUUUAUUUUCUGUUGACAUAUCUACAAAAGGCAACCCAAAUCCCUUUGUUUAAAAUAAAAGGGAAAGCAACCUUUUACACCUGGUGCUGCCUCUUUCAGUAGCUGGUCCAAACAUGCCUGGCUUGGGCUGGCAGUGGCAGGGCGAUGAACCGGCCGGCUUCACGUCCCUCUGUGGAGAUGGAGCUGCUUUUCCCGCGUUUCCAUGUUGGUCUUGCCAAGUGGUGGCCUUUCAGCCAAAGCGUAAGUGCUAGCGAAGCGUGUGAGCAUCAGCUUGCUCUGUGAGGCCCGAGAGCAACAAAAGGAGAGGAAGCAGCGCGCAAGGAAGCAAGGUGUCCCUGCACUCAGCCCCUUGAGCUUGUCUCUCCAGCUUGCCUGGUGGCUUUUUCAGCCUUGUGUAGCACUGACUGUUCCUGCUUGCCCUGGGAAGGCCAGCUGCAGCUGCGGGCAGCCGUGGCCUGCACGUCAGGCUCCCGUUGAGCCGCGAGGAGUUCAAGUGCGGGUGGGCUGGUGUGAAGAGCAGCGCUGGGAGUGGGGCAGGAGGAGAGGGCAGCGGGAGGGCUGCAGGUGAGCGCGCCUCGGGCCCAGAGCUCAGGCGUGAGCUGGGAGGGCAGCGAGCCGUGCUGCGCUGCUUCAGCUGCAAUGGCUUUGAGCGCGUCAUGGGCAGCGCCGCGUGUUGAGCGUCUGGGUGCUGCGAGGGCACCUUGCUGAGCCGGAGCCCGAGAGAGGAGAGGAGAGGAGAGGAGAGCAGAGGAGAGGCUGCACGUCAAGAGUGUCUGCCUGCCAUUUUGGCUUGGCGCGUCGGCGUCUUCCUCCUUCCACGAAGGAGCCUGCACGGUGCACUGGGUCCAGCGUGCUACACGGCACUGCCUUCUGCUGCCUGCCUGCCUGCCCGCCUGCCUGCCUACUGCCCUGCUGGAGGGGAAAGAGCGGAUUGUCGGGCUGCGUGCAGCCAAGGAGCUGGCUGCCAAGGAGGGAAACGGAGUAUUGAGGAGCGGUUAGUGCGUGUUAGGUUUGGGUGUGGAUGCAGCGGGGGCUGAGUCACCUCCAUCAGCUGGUGGGGGCUGGGGCCGAGCCCGGUGCGUGGGGCUGCGCUGUGGGCAGGAGGGCUGCGGGGCUGGGGCAGUGGUGUGGGUGCAGCACAUGGGGUCGUGAGA